Trichoderma citrinoviride is the source of this 978-nucleotide messenger RNA. Its product is annotated as phospholipase C. Gene Ontology annotation, molecular function: phosphoric diester hydrolase activity. Gene Ontology annotation, biological process: lipid metabolic process. Bases 1 to 978 code for a protein of 325 amino acids. NCBI's taxonomy places the organism in Eukaryota, Fungi, Ascomycota, Sordariomycetes, Hypocreales, Hypocreaceae. The record is from RefSeq and is a predicted model, not a curated record. The transcript has a single exon.
AUGGCCCUGCUGCACCUCCUCGUCGCCCUCGCGCCCUGCAUGGUCGGCGCGACGUGCUACCGCGGCUACCAGUCCGCCUACAGCUUCGACGCCGGCGACGCCGCGCGCCCGGACUGGAUGGCCGCGGUGCCCGACGACGUGCACCUCACGAGCCUGAGCAUCCCGGGCACGCACGACACCAUGACGUACGACAUCGGGUCGCAGACGCUGCAGUGCCAGAACUGGAACCUGAGCACGCAGCUGCACAGCGGGCUGCGCUACCUCGACAUCCGGGCGCGGGUGAGGGACGACGAGCUGCACAUCUACCAUGCCAACGGCUACACGGGCUUCAGCUACGAGCAGGUCCUGCUGGACGUGUUUGACUUCUUGGAUGCGUAUCCCUCGGAGGCCAUCGUCAUGCGCGUCAAGGAGGAAGGGGGCCCGAUUGGCAAGAACAACACGGUUUCGUUUGAGGAUGCCUUUCGGUACCACCACUGGUCGUCUCCCGCGACGGCGCCCGGCUCGGCGAAGCACCUCCACAAGUACGACUUCGCCGCGCCGAUGCCCACGCUCGGGCAACUCCGCUCCAAGAUCUUCAUCCUGCAAAACUUUGACGCGCGGGACGGCGGUGGCCCCUAUGGCCUGCAGUGGGAAGGCCCCGAGAUGGUCCUCGAGGACCUGUGGAUCAUCCCCGACGUGUACCACCUCUCGGAGAAGUGGACCGCCAUCCGCGACGCCCUGGAGCGCGCGGCCCUGGCGCCGGACGACAACCGGUUCCUGUAUCUGGCGCACCUGUCGGCGUCGGUGGGCGUGCUGCCGAUCGAGGCCGCCGCGGGGCCGAUGAACAGGACGAUCCAGGGCAUGAACGACAUGACGGGGCAGUACCUCGAGGAUGCGUCGGGCAACGACGACCUGGCGAGGGUCGGGGUCGUGAUUGUGGAUUUUCCGGGUAGGAGGCUGAUUGAGACUGUUUUGAAGUGGAAUGUUUGGCUGCGGUGA